AUGCAUCUCUUCUCUCUGACAGCCGUAGCUUUCGUCAUCGCCAGUUUAUCUGUCGACGCAUCAGUCGCGAAAGAUCCACGAGGGCACGCUCCCAACAGGACUGAAGUCGAUACCGUAAAUGCGAGUUCAAGCACGAGGCUUUUGCGAAAAAAUAGUACUGUUGAUCUAGUCGGCGAGGAGAGAGCACCCAGCGUCGUAGAAAAUAUCAAGGCGUUGGUCAAGUCUUCAGCGGUGACUCCAGCGAAGCUUCAGCAAUGGCUAGACGAGCGACUACCUGCGGGGCUAGUGUUCAAGAACAUGAACCUUGACGAACCAAAGAUCUUCUCUUUGUUGCAUGAACCCAACUUUGUUAAGUGGGUCCAGUACGCCGACGACUUGAGUGCCAAGUCAUCUCAUAAAGAAUCGUCAGUGAUCUCCACCCUGACGUCAUUGCACGGCGACAAAGUUGUCUACGACACAAUUCAAGCUGCUAAAAAGUAUCCACAGCUGAGUGAACUCGCCCUUAAAUUGGAAAAGGACCAGAUACGCUUCUGGAUUGCCACUCGAAAAGACCCGUCGGUGUUUUUUGAAGCCCUCAACCUUAACUGGGUAGGGACAUCCAUCUUCUCAAAACCUGAAUUCUCCGCUUGGCUCAAGUACGUGGACGAUGUAAACGCAAGACAUCCCAAGAAAACCCCAUUUUCGAUUAUUCCUACGCUCAAGCAACAUGUAGCUCAAAGUGACGAAGCCGACACAGACGUACUUCUUAAACUGAUUGCGAACGGGAAAGCAACGGCUGAAACCAAAACUGUCGCCAACAAGGUAGAUAGUGCAUUGUUUGACUUCUGGCUCAGCAAGCGAGAAACACCCGACAAAGUUAUGGACGCGUUCAAACAUGGCAGUACAGCUCAAGCUUUCUUGGGGAGUUCACGGUGGAAAGAGUGGGAACGGUACUUGAGCGUUUACAACGCGAGAUACCCUGAAAAGAAGACCACCGUGAUAGAAACGUUAACGCGGAAGUACGGAGAUGCACAAUUACUCGACACGCUUAUCACCGCGAGCUCGAAAGGUGAGACGAAAACGCUUGCAGCCAAGCUGCAGGCACAGCAGUUCGAUAGGUGGAUGAGCCUUAAAGAGUCUCCUCUCGACGUCUACAACAGGCUACGGCCUUCAUAUGGGGAUAGGAGCUUCUUCGACGAGCCACAACUCAAUGUGUGGGUCUCGUACAUGAAUGUGUUCGUCGACAAGAACCCCAGCAAGGUGGACAAAAUGUUCUUGGAGUUAGGUGAUACCUUUGGGAACAUGCAUCUCUUUCGAGUCCUCGGAGAAGCCAAAAAGUUCCCCAACAUGGAAAGCACUACAGCCAAGCUGCAGAUGGAGAAGGCUUCGACUCUUUUUGCCAGCGGAAAAUCCCCGGAGGAUAUAUUCAGGGUGCUAGCGCUUGACAAGGUCGGAAAUGAUAUACUCAGCAACACGCUGUUCCACAAGUGGCUGGCAUAUCUGCAGAAAUUCAACAAAGAGCACGAACAGCCAAGGAUCGUGGUUUGA
This is a messenger RNA of Phytophthora infestans T30-4, 1527 nucleotides long. Its product is annotated as secreted RxLR effector peptide protein, putative. The transcript has a single exon. The coding region runs from base 1 to 1527 and encodes 508 amino acids. Lineage: Eukaryota; Oomycota; Peronosporomycetes; Peronosporales; Peronosporaceae. The record is from RefSeq and is a predicted model, not a curated record.